AUGAUCUCUGACAGUGAUUUUAUUUAUUGCUUUGAAAAUCUAAGACUCUUUCUGCAGGACAAUUUGCUAUACAACGAUGGUAAAGUUAGUAAGCAAAUGCUUUCUUUGGCUCGAGGUCCUGAAAGGCGAGUAACUUAUUAUCCUGGUUAUUAUAUUAGUGGUUUUAGAUUUCAUACAUUGCAGCGUGAUGAGAAUAAAAAAACACAAAAUAGUGGAGUUAUGGUUAAGGGGGAGAAUCAGAUUGACGAUGUGCCUUGGUAUGGAACCUUAGUAGAUAUUGUUGAACUCCGUUACAUAGAAGGAAAUAGAGUUGUAUUGUUCAAUUGUGAUUGGUAUGACAUGGCACGAAAAGGAACAGGUUACAAGAUAGAUCGUUAUGGAAUAAUCACUGUUAAUACAACACGCAAGCUAAAUACUCAAGAGCCAUUUGUACUAGCAAGCCAAGCAACCCAAGUUUUUUAUGUGAAGGGGGUUAAAAAUAAAAUUUGGAGUUUUGUCGUGGAAACAAAUCCAAGAAAUGCUUAUGAGACGACUAAUGAUGAGAUUGAGCCAUACCAAGAAGCAGAGACUCAAAUUCAAAGCAUGCAUGCCAUCCAAAAUGGUGUUGAAGACAAUGAAAUUGAUUGA
Prunus armeniaca (apricot) is the source of this 627-nucleotide messenger RNA. The record is from the annotation of a GenBank genome assembly. Lineage: Eukaryota; Viridiplantae; Streptophyta; Magnoliopsida; Rosales; Rosaceae.